CGGUGCUUGUGAGGGAGGAGGAGGGCGCACAGCGACCUGUGUACUAUGUGGCCCGAGUGCUGCGAGGGGCGGAGUUGAGAUAUACCAACAUGGAGAAGACCAUCUUUGCGGUAGUGUGUACAGUGAAAAAGCUCACCCCAUAUUUUCAAGCCCAUCCGGUCCAUGUGUUAUCACAAAUUCCCAUCGGAACGCUUCUUCGAAGCCCAAAUGCCCCGUCACGGGUCAGCAAGUGGGGAGUGUUCCUGGGAUCCUUUCAAAUAGAGUUCAAGCCGCGACCGGCGAUAAAGGGGCAAGCAUUAGCAGAUUUCGUGGUAGAAUGCACUGCGAGGGAGGUAGAAUCUAGUGCAGAAGAACCCGAGGGGAAUUGGUGGACCGUGUACACCGAUGGGUCGUCCGCGACUGAUGCUUCGGGGGGAGGUUUCGUGGCGAUAUCUCCGGAAGGGUUCAAGGCAUACUACUCCGUGAGAUUCCGGUUUAAAGUCUCAAACAAUGAGGCAGAAUAUGAGGCACUGCUUUGCGGCUUGAGGUUGGCAGCCUCAUUAAAAGCUGAGCGAAUCCAAGUCCGGUGCGAUUCCAAGCUAGUGGUAGGCCACGUCACUGGAGAAUUUGAGGCCAAGGAUGAACGAAUGAAGAAGUAUAGAGACACUGCCCUGGAGUUGCUUAAAGCAUUCGGGGCGUACCGGAUAGAGCAGGUUCCUCGGGAAGAGAACGCUGAAGCAGAUAUCUUGUCAAAGCUUGGUCCGGAUUCCCCGGAUCAUAUUAAGGCAAUGACCGAGGAAGAAGAGUUGCUCGAGCCAAGCAUCAGUCCCGGACAAGUGCUGAUCAUCACACUCAAAGAGGAGCUGGAUUGGAUUGAUGAGAUUACCAUGUACAUCCUUGACGGGUCGCUACCUAUCGACCCAAUCGUGGAAAAGGUGGUGAAGCGACGUGCACCCAGCUACACGCUGGAGUGCGGUCGGCUGUAUAAGCGAUCGUACAAUGGUACAUUGUUGAGGUGCUUAAGAGCGGGCGAGGCACAGAAGUUAAUGGAGGAAAUCCAUAAGGGAAUAUGUUCAGCACAUCAGGGAGCCUUCACGAUGUCCAGGAAGGUGACCCUACAAGGAUACUUUUGGCCAACGAUUAUCAGAGAUUGCGCAGAGUACGUGCGCAAAUGCAAGGUUUGCCAGGAAUUCCAAAGGAUGCCAGGGCGACCGGCGACGAAUUAUACCCCGAUAAGCACAGCGAUUCCUUUUGCCCGCUGGGGCAUCGAUCUGGUCGGUAUUUUGCCUCGGGGGACAGGGAACAACACAUACCUGGUGGUCGCGAUUGACUACUUCACCAAGUGGGUCGAGGCCGUCCCCGUGCCAACCAUCACUGCGGAACAGAUGACGAAGUUCGUUUCCAAGAAAAUCUUGUGCCGAUUUGGGGUGCCCCAGCAGAUCAUCACUGACAACGGAACCCAAUUCGAGGCCGGAGGGUUCAAUGAGUUUCUACAGAGCUGGGGCAUAAAACACAGCUAUGCAGCGGUCGGGUACCCCCAAACCAAUGGGCAGGUUGAGAACACCAAUCAUACCAUCAUGGACGGCCUCAAGAAGAAGAUAAUGGAAUGCAAAAGUGCCUGGGUGGAAGAAGUGCCCUAUAUUUUCUGGACCUACAGAACUACCCCAAGGAAGGCCACAGGUGAAACUCCUUUCUCGCUCACAUAUGGAUUUGAAGCAAGGGCUCCAGCGGAGACCUCGUUGUUAAGUUAUAGAGUAGAGACGUUUGAUGCUCAAGGAAAUGAGGAGAACCUGAGGGCAGAACUGCACCUCAUUGAUGAGCGAAGGGAAAGGGCAUAUAUGCGGGCAGAAAACUACCGCCGGCAGGUCAAGUCAUAUCACGACCAGCGGGUGCGACCAAGGCAGUUCAAGGUGGGCGACUGGGUCCUUCGGAAGAGGGAGGUCAGCCGGCCGACCGAUGGAGGGAAGUUUGCUAAAAGCUUCGAGGGGCCAUAUAUCAUAAAGGAGGUGUUGGCUGAUGGGACAUUUAGAUUGUAGACUCCAACCGGUGGCGACGUUCCGCGAGUAUGGAAUGCCGCCAACCUUAUCAAAUUUUAUCAAUAGAUUGUAUUCCAACCAUGUCUUUUUCUUGAGAUUUAAUAAAACCAGCUUUCUGGCACAUCUUGUCUCUGAUUCUCCAAAAAAAAAGGAAAAAAAAGGGGGGAGCGACCACAAGAGAUCGCUAAAAUUGCACGGUGAUUCGUGCUAAGAUACCCAGUAGUGGGUGAAGCGUCGAACCCUUUCAAGCGACCAAGGUUGAAGACGACUCCGUGGCAAGAAAGCCUGAGAGAACGG
Messenger RNA from Cuscuta campestris, 2312 nucleotides. The record is from the annotation of a GenBank genome assembly. NCBI's taxonomy places the organism in Eukaryota, Viridiplantae, Streptophyta, Magnoliopsida, Solanales, Convolvulaceae.